This is a messenger RNA of Aaosphaeria arxii CBS 175.79, 1945 nucleotides long. Its product is annotated as signal recognition particle protein. Gene Ontology annotation, molecular function: GTPase activity; ATP hydrolysis activity; 7S RNA binding. Bases 75 to 1658 code for a protein of 527 amino acids. Gene Ontology annotation, cellular component: cytosol; signal recognition particle, endoplasmic reticulum targeting. The transcript has 2 exons. Gene Ontology annotation, biological process: SRP-dependent cotranslational protein targeting to membrane, translocation; SRP-dependent cotranslational protein targeting to membrane. Lineage: Eukaryota; Fungi; Ascomycota; Dothideomycetes; Pleosporales. The record is from RefSeq and is a predicted model, not a curated record.
CAUCGUGUGCGCUGCAUCUCUCAAUUAAACGUAUCCCUUUCCAUCCCAGCUACCCAUCACGCACAACCGUCGCCAUGGUCCUUCAAGAUCUCGGUCGGCGCAUCAAUGCCGCGGUCUCAGACCUCACGAGGUCGCCCAACCUCGACGAGAAGGCUUUCGAAGCCAUGGUCAAGGAGAUCUCUAACGCCCUCGUGGAAGCCGACGUCAACGUAAAGCUCGUCAUGAACCUCCGGCAAUCGAUAAAGCGAUCCGUCGACUUCAAGCACCUCGCCGCGGGCGUCAACAAGAAGCGCAUAAUCCAAAAGGCCGUCUUCGACGAGCUCGUUAAGCUCGUCGACCCCCAUGCCGAACCCUUCAAACCCCGCAAAUCGAAACCAAACGUCAUCAUGUUCGUCGGCCUCCAGGGUUCCGGUAAGACGACGACGUGCACGAAGUUGGCGAGGUGGUACUCUGCGAGGGGGUUCAAGGCUUGCUUGGUUUGCGCGGAUACUUUCCGUGCUGGUGCGUUCGACCAGCUGAAGCAGAACGCGACGAAGGCGAAGAUUCCUUACUACGGUAGCCACACGCAAACGGAUCCUGUUAUUGUCGCGCGAGAGGGUGUGGAGAAGUUCAAGAAGGAGAGGUUCGAGAUUAUCAUCGUGGAUACUUCCGGACGACACAGGCAAGAGACGGAUCUUUUCGACGAGAUGGUGCAGAUUCAGGACGCUGUCACGCCAGACCAGACUAUCAUGGUUUUGGAUGCAACGAUCGGACAGGCUGCAGAGGCGCAGGCACGAGCUUUCAAGGAGGCGGCUGAUUUCGGAGCUAUCGUUAUCACGAAGACGGAUGGUGCCGCCGCUGGUGGUGGUGCUAUCUCUGCCGUUGCGGCAACACAUACCCCUAUCGUCUUCAUCGGUAAUGGUGAACACAUGCUCGAUCUCGAGCGCUUCAGCCCAGAACCGUUUGUGUCAAAACUGCUCGGCAUGGGCGACGUUGCCGGGCUCGUGGAGCAUGUGCAGUCAUUGAAGCUUGACCAGAAGGAUACGAUGAAGAACAUUGCAUCCGGAAUUUUCACAAUCAAGGAUCUACGGGACCAAUUGUCAAACAUCAUGAAGAUGGGUCCUCUUUCCAAAAUGGCUGGCAUGAUCCCAGGCCUCAGCAACAUGAUGGGCGGCAUGGACGACGAAGAGGGUGGCGCGAAGUUGAAGCGAAUGAUCUACAUCUGCGACAGCAUGACAGAGAAGGAACUUGAAUCUGACGGCAAGAUCUUCGUCGACCAACCUACCCGCAUGACGCGUAUCGCCCAUGGUUCUGGAACCUCAGUGCGCGAAGUCGAGGAGCUUCUCACCCAGCACCGGAUGAUGGCUGGAAUGGCCAAGAAGAUGAAGGGUGGCAUGGCGAACAUGCAGAAGGCACAGGGCGCGAUGGGUGGAGGAAACAAGCAGCAGCAACUCGCUGCCCUCCAGAAACGCAUGCAAAGUAUGGGCGGAGCGAAUCCCAUGGGUGGUGGUGGCAUGCCAGACAUCGGAGCCAUGAUGAAGAUGCUCGGUGGGCGCGGAGGCGGUGGUAUGCCCGACAUGUCUGCGCUUGGAGGCAUGGACAUGGCCAGCAUGAUGCAGAUGAUGGGCGGUGGCGGAGGACCCGGUGGCAUGCCUGGUCAGGGACGGGGAAGAAGGUAGAUGGAUACAGAUUGUUGUUAAGUGCGAAAGCUUGUGCUUUGAUGCAUAGCCUCGGCGUUUUGGGCGGUACCACAUAGGUCGAUAUCAAAUGGACGUUCAGGUAUGCUCUUACCGCAUUCACCUGACAUACCAGUUUACCAGUUCUGACCCGUACCCAAAAGUCAUUCUCUCUUCGCUAUGGCUCAAGUAAACGACACCAGAUCCAGAAGAUAUGGAUACCAUACACACAUAUACACAAAAGAUACCACGCAUAGCUAUAAGCGAUAAUAUACAAAUAUACAUUUUCU